AUGGCAAUACCAAUACCUUUGGGAUAUCUGGCCGGGGCGCUGGUCGCCUUCUGGCUCGCUUUCGGCGCCGCCUGUGUUCUCGGAUUGGUUACCUGCGCGCCCCUGGCUGCGUUCGGGUACAAUAUGUGCGGUGACUUUUGGUACUGGUUUUACUGGCUGUUUAAGUGGAUCAUGGUGACGCUGGUUGUCGCCGAGGUCGUGGUGCGGUUUCUGAGAAGGGAUUAUUCCGUUCUGGAUGAGUGGAUUCAGUCGCUAAGAGUCGCAAUGUUCGCCGACCCCCUGAUGGAUUACCUGACCCAUAUCUGGUUCGGUCUCGGCAGCAGCUGCUGUGUCGGGUGGUUGUUCUGCCUGUUCCUCAACCUGUUGCGGCGCAACAUAUGCGACGACUAUGAGUUCUGGGCGGAGUGGCUGUACACAUGGCUUGAUGUGACUAUGUAUCUCAUUGUGUUCUGGGCGUUCUGGCACACCAUUAUGAAUCACGAUCCCGAUCUCGAGCUGGAUGGCGUUCGGUGA
This is a messenger RNA of Aspergillus japonicus CBS 114.51, 513 nucleotides long. RefSeq lists its product as uncharacterized. Lineage: Eukaryota; Fungi; Ascomycota; Eurotiomycetes; Eurotiales; Aspergillaceae. The record is from RefSeq and is a predicted model, not a curated record. Bases 1 to 513 code for a protein of 170 amino acids. The transcript has 2 exons.